GCAGCAGCAGCAGCAGCAGCAGAGGAGGUGGUGGUGGCGGCGGUGACUUCACUUCCCAAAUUUAGUGAGGAAAGAAAAGAAAGAAGAAGAAGAAGAAGAAAAAAAAAAAGUGUCUUUCUCUGCGCCACACAUACCAGGACUGGGGUUUGGAAUUAAUUCAGGAGCGUGUCAUGUUUGGGAUACCGUCGGAGUCCACUGAAAGUUGCGGGAAAUGGACGGGACUAUUAAGGAGGCGCUAUCAGUGGUGAGUGAAGACCAGUCCUUAUUCGAGCCCCCCUACGCCACUGCCGCCCCUCUCCCCAAGACAGACAUGACUGCAUCUGGCGCGCAGGACUACGGCCAGACUCACAAAAUCAACCCAUUACCCCCACAGCAGGAGUGGAUCAACCAACCAGUGCGGGUCAACGUCAAGAGAGAAUAUGAGCAUAUGAAUGGAUCCAGCAGGGAGUCUCCAGUGGACUGCAGUGUGGGUAAAUGCAAUAAGCUGGUGGGGAGCAACGAGACGUCUCAGAUGAACUACGGAAACUACAUGGACGAGAAGAACAUCCCUCCACCCAACAUGACCACCAAUGAGCGAAGAGUCAUCGUACCGGCCGAUCCUUCAUUGUGGUCCCAGGACCACGUGCGCCAGUGGCUGGAGUGGGCCAUCAAGGAGUACGGCCUGUUGGAAAUCGACACGUCCGUCUUUCAGAACACAGACGGCAAGGAGUUGUGCAAGAUGAGCAAGGACGACUUCCUUCGGCUCACCACCAUGUACAACGCCGAGGUUCUUCUCUCUCAUCUCAAUUACCUCAGGGAAAGUAGUUCAUCAUUAUCCUACAACACAACAUCUCACACGGACCAAUCACCACGCCUGCCUGCCAAAGAAGACCCAACGUAUGACGCCGUACGGCGGACGGGAUGGUCAAACAACAUGCACAGUGCCAAAGGCUCACCGGUGGUGACUCAGAAUGUGACCAAGACCGCAGAGCAGCCCAGAGUCCAGCCGGAUCCAUACCAGAUACUUGGUCCAACCAGUAGUCGCCUUUCCAAUCCAGGUUCAGGACAGAUCCAGCUUUGGCAGUUCCUCCUGGAGCUCCUUUCCGACAGCGCAAACGCCGGCUGCAUCACCUGGGAAGGCACCAACGGCGAGUUCAAGAUGACGGACCCGGACGAGGUGGCGCGGCGCUGGGGCGAGCGCAAGAGCAAGCCCAACAUGAACUACGACAAACUGAGCCGGGCCCUGCGCUACUACUACGACAAGAACAUCAUGACCAAGGUGCACGGCAAGCGCUACGCCUACAAGUUUGACUUCCACGGCAUCGCCCAGGCGCUGCAGCCGCACCCCACCGAGUCGUCUAUGUACAAGUACCCCUCGGACCUUGCCUACGUGCCUUCUUACCACACCCACCAGCAGAAGGUCAACUUUGUGUCACCUCACCCGCCGUCCAUGCCGGUCACUUCCUCCAACUUCUUCGGACCCACCGCUCCUUACUGGAGCUCGCCCACCGCUGGCAUCUACCCCAACCCCAACGUCCCCCGCCACCCAAACGCCCACGUUCCCUCCCACCUGGGCAGUUACUAUUAGACAGCGCUAUCUAACCACCCACUAGCCAAGCCCACCAUUGCGGAAGGCAAUGAGGAAGGAUGAUUAUUUUAUAUUUUUGAAGAAUAACUGGAUGCUACGGUCCAGAAAUGGAAUACUACUUACCUUUAGAAGACUUGAUGUUUUGGACAUGUAUCUUCCACAUCCUCCUGAAAGCUAUCCAAGUAUUCCCGGGGCCAAAAUUUAAGGACAGAAGAGCAGAAUCAGAAUUCUUCUGCCAACUCCGCUCACUACCAGACAUGGCCCUUUAUUUACGGGUCUCAAUCUACAUCCUCCGGAGUACUUUAUGCUUCGAAGCAUCUGCUCUUUCCACCAUCUACAACCUGCUCGGGGUUUGAUAUUCCCACCACAUCUACAGCAAGUCUUUGUGUGUGUCCCAUCUGUAGGAUUUUGCGUGUGUGUCGAGUUAGUUUUUUAGGAAUUCGCUGGAAAAAAAAAAAGAAAGAAAAGAAGCCCUCACACACUGAAGACCUUUCUCGGCACUGAAUGAAAGUUGGCAACUGGAAUAUGCCAUUCACAAUUUAAUUUAUCCUCCAAACUGGAAGGCAAGAGAGAAGGAGUCGAAUUGCAGAGAAGGAAGCGCUGUAUGUCUGCUGAACUGUUAACUUUCAAAAACGCUCCCAGCGUGGUGGGGGUCCGCACGACGUGUGCAGCUCCGUCGCGCCGAGGAAAGCGGAGAGUUGACACGUAAAUCGCGAGUUGGAGCCAGGCCGGGGCGCUGGGCUAUUAAACGUUUACCGCGUCGUCGCCGCCAAGCCAUGUUUUGUCUCUCGACCGUGUCAGUAUUAAUGUGAACCGUUGUCCAGUUUGUGUGUCUAAUAGGAGGAUGCAAAAGUCAAAGGUUGUCAGAUUUUUUUAUCUUGAAAAAACAGCCAAAUAUAUUGUUUUUUUUCUUUAAAUUAUAACUAGAAGAACACUUGGAGAGCGCAAACCUCUACCAGGAUCUACUGUACCGCCCGUUAGUGUAAAAACUCCGGAAUCCAGAGCGUGAUCUGCAACACCCCCAAAAUGUAAUCACUCGUUCCUUAUUUCAAUUCUAAUAUUUUCAGAUUAUUUUUUUUUUUUUGUUAACAGUAUGGAAAAAACUGAGUGAACAUUAAUAAUAAUUGGAUUAGAUUUAUAUCGCGCUUUUCUAUUGUUAGAUACUCAAAGCGCUCACAGAGAAGUGGGAACCCAACAUUCAUUCACACCUGGUGGUGGUAAGCUACAUCUGUAGCCACAGCUGCCCUGGGGUCGACUGAUGUGGCGUGGCUGCCAGUUUGCGCCUACGGCCCCUCCGACCACCACCAAUCAUUCAUUCAUCAUUCAUUCACCACUGUGAGCGGCACCGGGGGCAAGGGUGAAGUGUCCUGCCCAAGGACACAACGGCAGCGAUUUGGAUGUCAAUAUGUGGGACGUGAACCUGCAACCCUCAGGUUUCUAGCACGGCCGGUCUCUACCCACUACGCCAUGCCGCCCCACAUUCUUAUCAGUCAUCCACUGUCUAUGUCUCUGAGGGGGCACACAUGCUUAAACAUAAGGAAACAUAGUAGAAAUGACCUGAAUCAGGCCUAAAAUCCAAUCAUUUAUCCAUCAAUUUUCUACCGCUUGUCCCUUUUGGGGUGGCGGGGGGUUGCUGGCGCCUAUCUCAGCUGCAUUCGGGCGGUAGGCGGGGUAUACCCUGGACAAGUCGCCACCUCAUCGCCGGGCUAACACAGAUAGACAGACAACAUUCCCACUCACAUUCACACACUAGGGCCAAUUUAGUGUUGCCAAUCAAAUGUCCAUCCAUCCAUUUUCUCCCGCUUAUUCCCUUUCGGAGUCGCAGGUGGCGCUGGUGCAUAUCUCAGCUACAAUCGGGCGGAAGGCGGGGUACACCCUGGACAAGUCGCCACCUCAUCACAGGGCCAACACAGAUAGACAGACAACAUUCACACUCACAUUCACACACUAGGGCCAAUUUAGUGUUGCCAAUCAACCUAUCCCCAGGUGCAUGUCUUUGGAAGUUCAUUAUCUAAUUUCGGAAAUUUCCACAAAGUUCCAUCCGCUCAUAAUAUUUUGAGUUAUUUUACUAGCUAACUGGCAGACAGACAAUUGCAUAAAUUCCUGCCAGAGGAACAAAUCCCUUUUCCUGCUGUCAUUAUUGAGAUAUGGUAAAUGGUAAAUGGGUUGUACUUGUAUAGCGCUUUUCUACCUUCAAGAUUCUCAAAGCGCUUUGACACUACUUCCACAUUCACCCAUUCACACACUGAUGGCGGGAGCUGCCAUGCGAGGCCCUAACCACCACCCAUCAGGAGCAAGGGUGAAGUGUCUUGCUCAAGAACACAACAGAUGUGACUAAGGAUUGAACCAGGAAUCCUCAGGUUGCUGGCACGGCCACUCUCCCAACCGCACCAUGACGACCCCAAGAAAUAGAGUCCUAUUCAAGAAUGUCCACAGUCCGUCCCGAUUCAUUUGUGGCCCAAAGCUCAGCUUUUACUCGACCACAAUAUGUUCUAAAAAUUGAUCUUAUGAAGUUUUUUUUCUCUAAAUAUAACAUAACUAGAAAAGCACUCUGCCAAGCCCUACUGUACCCAAUAGUACAAAAACUCCGGAAUUCAGACCGUGAUAAGGAACACCCCCAAAUUGUAAUCACUUGUUCUUUAUCCCAUAUCUGAUAUUUCUUGAAAAUAUGACCAAAACUUUUUCAACUAUCCAUCCAUCCAUCCAUCCAUCUUCCUCCACUUAUCCGAGGUUGGGUCGCGGGGGCAGCAGCCUAAGCAGGGAAGCUCAGACUUUGCUCCCCCCAGUCACUUCGUCCAGCUCUUCCCGGGGGAUCCCGAGGCGUUCCCAGGCCAGUCGGGAUACAUAGUCUUCCCAACGUGUCCUGGGUCUUCCCCGUGGCCUCCUACCGCUCAGACAUGCCCUAAACACCUCCCUAGGGAGGCGUUCGGGUGGCAUCCUGACCAGAUGCCCGAACCACCUCAUCUGGCUCCUCUCGAUGUGGAGGAGCAACAACUUUACUUUGAGUUCCUCCCAGAUGACAGAGUUUCUCACCCUAUCUCUAAGGGAGAGCCCCGCCACACGGCGGAGGAAACUCAUUUCGGCCGCUUGUACCCGUGAUCUUAUCCUUUCGGUCAUGACCCAAAGCUCAUGACCAUAGGUGAGGAUGGGAACAGAUCAACCGGUAAAUUGAGAGCUUUCCCUUCCGGCUCAGCUCCUUCUUCACCACAAUGGAUCGAUACAGCAUCCGCAUUACUGAAGACGCUGCACCGAUCUAAAACAAAAUGGAAGAAACAAAGUGGACCUCCUUGUCAUCCACUGUUUUUGUUUCUGCGGGAACACACACAGACGUAAACUUAAGGUAACAUAGUAAAAUGAUAGGGAUCAGGCCCAAAAUAUAAUCAAUAAAAAAAAGUUAAAGUACCAACGAUUGUCACACACACACUAGGUGUAGUGAAAUUUGUCUUCUGCAUUUGACCCAUCCCCUUGUUCCACCCCCUGGGAGGUGAGGGGAGCAGUGAGCAGCAGCAGUGCCGCGCUCGGGAAUCAUUUUAGGUGAUUUAACCCCCAAUUCCAACCCUUGAUGCUGAGUGCCAAGCAGGGAGGUAAUGGGUCCAAUGUGUAUAGUCUUUGGUAUAACUCGGCCGGGGUUUGAACUCACGACCUACCGAUCUCAGGGCGGACACUCUUACCAUGAGGCCACUGAGCAGGUCUGUUUUCUUUUUCUCAUUUCGGAAACUUCCAGAAAGCUCCAUGAAAAUCUUUCCCAGAGCCGUUUGAGUUAUUUUGCUAACCAACAAACAGACAAAACAAUGACAUGAACUCCUGGAGGAGGUACAAAUGCCUUUUCCUGGUGUCAGGAGUGUCUAAAGUCUGUCCCGAGGUACAUUUGUGGACCAAAACUCAGCUUUUAUUCAGCCACGGCAUAUUCUAAACACGCAUCAAAAUAAUAUUUAUAAAUACCGUAUUUCCUUGAAUUGCCGCAGGGCAUAUAGUAUGUGCCUGCCUUUAAUUACUGCCGGGUCAAACUCGCUUCCCAAAAUAAUUACCGCAUGCUUAGUAUUACCGCCUGGUCAAACUUGUGACCCCUGUCAUCAUUUUCAAAAUGGAGGAAGCUGAUUUCAAUACCACUAAUUUGAAAUCGCAUAAAGGGAAGAAGAUUAAAAGCUAUUCAGUAGGAUUUAAGGUCCAAGCUUACAUCACACUCAAAUUUUUACUGCAUGCCUUUGGUAAGUGCCGGAGUGAAAAGAGGUUUUAAAAUAAUUAGCGCAUGCUUACUUUUACCGCAUGCCUUUGGUAAGCGCAGGAGUGAAAAGAGGUUUUAAAUUAAUUCAAGGAAAUACGGUAAUUUGCUUUUUCAGCUAUAAAACUUAUUUAAAUACAUUUAAGUACCGAGCAUAUUCUCCUGAAGAAUGAGUGCCCUCUGCCGUAAACAUUUGAUCUUGGUCUUUUUAUUUCGUCAGAGUCAUUUCGGUUUAUACAAAACAUAAAUGUCCACUGCAGGGGAUGCUUUAACUAAAUUGCAUUUGCAUUUAGCGCAUAAUCAAGUCAAGAAAAGCUGUCGAAUAUGAUUAACUGGCUUGAGCAUACACUGAAAAAAAUAACUCAUAAGAUUUACUUGAAAAAAUUAUUGUAAGUAUUUGCACGCAAAUGAUUUAAGUAAAAUUUAAUGCUGCAAUAUCGAGUAACACUCACUUGCCAGUAUCAAGUCAAUUCUACUUACCGAAUAACAUAACAGUUGUGAAGAUAUUAAGUAACGGUUACUUAAUUACAUCCAAGUUUUAAGUUAUAUUUAUUUAAAAAAAUUAAGUAAAGUGUACUUGUUUUUCAUCGGCAGGAACAUCAUUUUACUCCAAAUUUUAAGUACAUGUUAUAUAUCGUAUUUCCUUGAAUAGCCGCCGGGGCGCUAAUUAAUUUAUAACCUCUUCUCACUCCUCCGCUUAUCAAUGGCAUGCAGUAAAAAAUAGAGUGUGAUAAAAAAAAUGUAAUAAAAAAUUAUCCUGCGGCCGCGGCCCGGUGGUUGGGGAACACUGCUCUACAACAUUUCAUCGCGCCCACUUUUACACCAUGCUGUCUGCGUGUCAGAAGGACGCAUGUGUUUUGCUGCUUCUCAUACGAGAUUGCAAUGCAUACUUGCUCAACAGCCAUAUCUUUUACACUGACAGUUGUGAUAUAAACAACUUUAACAUUCUUACUCAUAUGCGCCACACUCUGUGAACCCACACCAAACACAUUUCUGGAGAACAUCGACUCUGUAACACAUUAUAAACGCAAGAUAAGAAUUACCCAUAAUGCCACCUUGCAGUGCUCUGUGUUGUGAUCCUAACGGCCGGAGCAGAGCCAGUCGGCCAGAGCUUGUCGUGCUGUGCGCAUGCGUUUCAAAACACUAGAUUUUCAGAGUAAAGUUUAUGUAAUAUUUUAGGUUUAUGUACGUACAACUAUUAAACAUUUAAAUAGUAUGAGGAAACAUAAGUAAAACUUACUCUUCCCCCAUAAUUCAUGUAUUAGGUUAAUAAAAUGUUUAAUUUUACUUAAGAAACUCUAGUUCUUACUGAAUGUUAAAAAUAAUAGGUAUAAAUUACGACAGUUACUCUAAUAGAGUUUACAGCACCAAUAAGUCACUUUUUUCAGUGUACUUAAUUUUUGUCCCAUGCGGCGGUAAAAUUUUGGACACCUCUGGUCCCACGGGACUCGUUAACUAGCAUCCCUAACUUCUGUACAGUUAUUUGGUCUCUCUUGCCUGAUGAAAAAUCUGACAAUUUGUGAUAUUUUUUGUAAUGACAGCCACGGCAUUAUCAUCUCCUUUUUGGGGCGAGUCAGGAUCUUGUAGGUCACACUGAGAAGUGUCUUUCUCAAAAAGUUGCAUUUUACCAGGGCUGGAUCCUAGUUUGAGAGCAGCAUGUAUGCUUGAAUGUUAGUUUCUCACUGAUCUAUAGGCCAGAGACAAAAAACAAAACAAAACCAAAAAAAAAACUUCAAUAUAGGACCUCCUCAUGUCAUCGCAUCAUAUCAGAACAUUUUGGUCUUCAGGUGUUCAAGCAAAUGCCCUUGUAACACUUCAAAGUAAGUGACGUCGGGCUAAGUUUAUCAGAGAACAAAAACUUUUUUUUUUUUUUUUUUUUUUAAAUAUGACGAGAUGAAACAAAGAAUUCCUCAGAUUCGCAAACGCUGUGCGUUUGUCAGACCUAUUUUUUAUUGUUUUAUAUGCAUCGGUCAGCUAGGCAUUAAAGCAACUUACUGUAUAAAUUAUGCAGAGUUAUUUUCAUAUGUGACACAGUAUUAAAAAAAAAGAGACAAGAGAAUUAAUACGAGUUGACCUCGGUCAAAAAUGCAAACCUUUGAAGUCCAUUUCUGCUAAGUAGUUUGUUCGGCAUUUGAAGUGUUUUUAUAUUUGUACAUUUGGGCAGUACAUUUUUUUUUUAACUUUUUUUAAUUUUCUUUUUAUUGUUAGUACUUCUUCUGAGAUGAAUUGUGUACCAUCCUAAGUGCCUUUUGUGUGCACGAGCUAUUUUGUAAUUCUCCCUCAAAUCACAAGUGACUGCUUUUGCAUGCAAGAACCAGGGACUUUUUGACUCUGUAUGCAACAUGUGAUUCCAAUGCUUCUUUUAACCACCAAAUAGUCCUGGAAUCUGUGGAAAUUAAUAUUGUUAUUUCAUGCAGAUAUUAACAUCCACCAGAUUCCUGCUGAAAUAAAUCAAAAGGAAACCAAAAAAUGUCCACUCCAGCCUUAUUAUUAUUAUUUUUUUUGACAAGCAAAAAAACAAUCAAAAAGGGAUCUAUGCUACUUCUUAUAAGCAAUGUAUUUUGGAUAUCAAAUAUAUAUAUAUAAAUAUAUAUGUUUGUGCGUGUGUAUAAUUUCACAAUUAACCAAUGCCUUAUUAUUAUUAUUAUUGUCAUUCCUGCAAUGUAUGAAGUCAUACCUUUUGAAAAAGGGCUUUUGUAUAGGAAAUUGUGACAAAUAAAUGUUUUUACCUCUCAAGUUCUCUCCUGAUACCCGUCAAUGGCUUCAGCAGCGUUUCCAUGGUAACACAGUCUCUUUGUUUGGAGAGUGACUGGCCUUAAGAAAGUUGUUUUGAUUUCCGCCUCCCUUUUUAUUACAUUUACACGACAAUUUGUAAUAAAAUUUCUUGCCAUUCAG
Nerophis ophidion (straightnose pipefish) is the source of this 8684-nucleotide messenger RNA. RefSeq names its product Fli-1 proto-oncogene, ETS transcription factor (gene fli1). Lineage: Eukaryota; Metazoa; Chordata; Actinopteri; Syngnathiformes; Syngnathidae. Gene Ontology annotation, cellular component: nucleus. The coding region runs from base 212 to 1567 and encodes 451 amino acids. Gene Ontology annotation, molecular function: DNA-binding transcription factor activity, RNA polymerase II-specific; sequence-specific DNA binding. Gene Ontology annotation, biological process: cell differentiation; regulation of transcription by RNA polymerase II. The transcript has 9 exons. The record is from RefSeq and is a predicted model, not a curated record.